AUGAAUCAAUUAUUAAAGAGUAGUUCAAAUCUAUUACUUAAUAUUACAAGUAAUACUAUUAGAUAUAAUGGAUUCAGUAGUGGUGUAUCUUUGAUGAUUCAUCAGUCUAUCAGAAGCAGAACCUCUGGUUUCUUGAUGAAUAAUAAUGGUGCGCUACUUUCAUCUGGUCGUAUGAUGAUCAAGGUCAAUCUGGAGGACGAUGACGAAUCAGUGGAUGAUGCCGCAGCAGUGGAUCCCAAUGCAAAGAAACAAUUGACACCAGAGGAAUUGGCAAAGAAGAAGGCACAGCGUAACGAAGACAAGAAAGAGCGUGACGCUCAAAAGAAAGAGAAUCGUAUAAAGAUGAUCGAACGCUCCAAAGCACAGCGCGAGAAGCAAGCAGAGAAAGAACAGAAAUCAAAAGAUAAACUACAGCAACAACAGCGUGAAAAAGAAAUGAAAAAUAGAAAAGCUUCGGUAUUCGAUCCAGAUUACGAACCGGAUUUCGACUAUGAAAUCGGAACCGCUGGUUCUGACUCGCUUUUACACAAAAGAGAAAAGAAAGAAAAAGUUAAACCAAACAUCAAGAAACCAAAUAACAAUAAAAAUUUUGUAAGAUAA
Messenger RNA from Heterostelium album PN500, 600 nucleotides. RefSeq lists its product as uncharacterized. NCBI's taxonomy places the organism in Eukaryota, Evosea, Eumycetozoa, Acytosteliales, Acytosteliaceae. The transcript has a single exon. The record is from RefSeq and is a predicted model, not a curated record. Bases 1 to 600 code for a protein of 199 amino acids.